AUGGCGCUGAUGGACAGCAACAACUUCAUCGAGAACGUGGGCGUCGGGGAGCGUGAAGCGCGGAUCGCAAGCAAGCUCGUGGCUCGUCGCCACUACAACCUGGGCCACGGCAUCGGACGGAGCGGCGACAUUGCGGCAGUGCAGCCCAAGGCCGCCGGCACGUACACCUUCGCCUCGCUCACCAACCACUUGCCUCAGCUAACACAGGGCUCUUCGCUCCUGGUGAAGCUCACCAACGCACUGGCGCUGCACGCACUGCGCAUCGCGGGCGGAGGGAACAAGGCGUUCGCUGAGAGCUGCCUGGUCUUGCCGCUCGCCACGGGAAUGGCCGUUUCGUUGGCCCUCCUCACGCUGAAGCAGAUGCGACCAGACACGGCGCGCUAUGUCUUGUGGCCCCGAAUGGACCAGAAAUCGUGCCUAAAGUCCAUCCAAACAGCCGGAUUCAUCCCCGUGGCGAUUCCGAAUCUGUUGGAGGGAGACGAGGUGCGCACCGAUCUGCCAGCGCUGGAGCGGAAGAUUGCCGAGCUGGGCGCCGACUCCAUUCUCUGCGUUUUGUCGACAUCGAGCUGCUUCGCGCCCCAGAUCGCGCAGGUGUGCAAGGCAAGCGGUAUCGGCCACAUCAUCAACAACGCCUACGGGGUUCAGACCUCCAAGUCCAUGCACCUGAUCAUCGAGGCGUGCAGAUUGGGGCGAGUCGAUUGCUUCGUGCAGAGCACCGACAAGAACUUCCUGGUGCCGGUGGGCGGCGCGAUCGUGGCCGGUCCCAGCAAGAAGUUCAUCGAGGAGCUGAACAAGGCGUACCCCGGGCGCGCGUCGGCUUCGCCGCUCGUUGAUCUCUUCAUCACCCUGCUCUCCCUGGGCGUCGCCGGGUGGAAGACACUCCUGCGAGAACGGAAGGAGCUGUUCGGGUACUUUACGGCGGAGAUGGCCAAGGUGGCCGAGAAGCACGGCGAACGCUUCCUCGCGACCCCCAACAACCCCAUUUCCUUUGGUAUGACGCUCGAGAGGCUGGGCGACGUCAAGGAGGGACCCACCAUGCUCGGCUCCAUGCUCUUCUCCCGCUGCUGUUCCGGCACCAGGAUAGUGACGGGCAAGGAGAAGAAGGUGGUGGCCGGGAUCACGUUCGAGGGCUAUGGUGCCCACAUCGACAGCUACCCGACCGCCUACGCCACGGCCGCGUGCGCGCUGGGCCUCACCCGGGGCGAAGUGGACCUCUUUCUCACGCGCCUCGACAAGACCCUCACAGAGCUCCACCACCAGAAGAGGAAAAAGCCCCAGGCAGCCACCGCCGACGCCGACGCCACCACCAUCAGCGCCGGCGAUUGCCCACCACCGCACAUCGUCCAAGAAGGCAGCUAG
Messenger RNA from Acanthamoeba castellanii str. Neff, 1359 nucleotides. RefSeq names its product Ophosphoseryl-tRNA(Sec) selenium transferase. NCBI's taxonomy places the organism in Eukaryota, Discosea, Longamoebia, Acanthamoebidae. Gene Ontology annotation, biological process: conversion of seryl-tRNAsec to selenocys-tRNAsec; selenocysteine incorporation. The record is from RefSeq and is a predicted model, not a curated record. Gene Ontology annotation, molecular function: O-phosphoseryl-tRNA(Sec) selenium transferase activity; tRNA binding. The transcript has 11 exons. The coding region runs from base 1 to 1359 and encodes 452 amino acids.